Pan troglodytes (chimpanzee) is the source of this 2381-nucleotide messenger RNA. It is a transcript of the gene WNT2B, whose product is annotated as Wnt family member 2B. Gene Ontology annotation, cellular component: extracellular region. NCBI's taxonomy places the organism in Eukaryota, Metazoa, Chordata, Mammalia, Primates, Hominidae. The transcript has 5 exons. Gene Ontology annotation, molecular function: frizzled binding; cytokine activity. The record is from RefSeq and is a predicted model, not a curated record. The coding region runs from base 426 to 1601 and encodes 391 amino acids. Gene Ontology annotation, biological process: multicellular organism development; cell fate commitment; canonical Wnt signaling pathway.
ACACCUAGGGCGUCGCGGAGCGACCCGGGCUUGGCGCGGGCGGAGCCGCCCUAAGGGCCGCGCGUGUCCCCGGCCUCGGCCCCGCCCCGUCCCGUCCAAUGAGAGCCCGCGGCCGAAGGGGCUGUCCGCACACUAGGCCCGCAGCUGCCUUCAGCGCCGCAGACCCCCUGACACCGCACCCGGUCCUCAGGCAGCGCGCCCCAGACCCCGGGUUCGGCACGCCGUCGUCGGCUUCCGGACAUCGCAACUUGCGCCCCUCUCGGGGAUCCUGCUCCCGGGCUCUGGACCCCAGGUGAUCCUAGGUCCCCAGCCGCCGGCGAACACCAUGGCCCCCCAGGGGGGUGAGGUAGGAGCAGCCUGAGUACCCCCAGAAGGUGCCCCGUCCACGCCCCUCCGGGCUGCGCGGCGGGAGUCUUCGGGGAGCUAUGCUGAGACCGGGUGGUGCGGAGGAAGCUGCGCAGCUCCCGCUUCGGCGCGCCAGCGCCCCGGUCCCUGUGCCGUCGCCCGCGGCCCCCGACGGCUCCCGGGCUUCGGCCCGCCUAGGUCUUGCCUGCCUUCUGCUCCUGCUGCUGCUGACACUGCCGGCCCGCGUAGACACGUCCUGGUGGUACAUUGGGGCACUGGGGGCACGAGUGAUCUGUGACAAUAUCCCUGGUUUGGUGAGCCGGCAGCGGCAGCUGUGCCAGCGUUACCCAGACAUCAUGCGUUCAGUGGGCGAGGGUGCCCGAGAAUGGAUCCGAGAGUGUCAGCACCAAUUCCGCCACCACCGCUGGAACUGUACCACCCUGGACCGGGACCACACCGUCUUUGGCCGUGUCAUGCUCAGAAGUAGCCGAGAGGCAGCUUUUGUAUAUGCCAUCUCAUCAGCAGGGGUAGUCCACGCUAUUACUCGUGCCUGUAGCCAGGGUGAACUGAGUGUGUGCAGCUGUGACCCCUACACCCGUGGCCGACACCAUGACCAGCGUGGGGACUUUGACUGGGGUGGCUGCAGUGACAACAUCCACUACGGUGUCCGUUUUGCCAAGGCCUUCGUGGAUGCCAAGGAGAAGAGGCUUAAGGAUGCCCGGGCCCUCAUGAACUUACAUAAUAACCGCUGUGGUCGCACGGCUGUGCGGCGGUUUCUGAAGCUGGAGUGUAAGUGCCAUGGCGUGAGUGGUUCCUGUACUCUGCGCACCUGCUGGCGUGCACUCUCAGAUUUCCGCCGCACAGGUGAUUACCUGCGGCGGCGCUAUGAUGGGGCUGUGCAGGUGAUGGCCACCCAAGAUGGUGCCAACUUCACCGCAGCCCGCCAAGGCUAUCGCCGUGCCACCCGGACUGAUCUUGUCUACUUUGACAACUCUCCAGAUUACUGUGUCUUGGACAAGGCUGCAGGUUCCCUAGGCACUGCAGGCCGUGUCUGCAGCAAGACAUCAAAAGGAACAGACGGUUGUGAAAUCAUGUGCUGUGGCCGAGGGUACGACACAACUCGAGUCACCCGUGUUACCCAGUGUGAGUGCAAAUUCCACUGGUGCUGUGCUGUACGGUGCAAGGAAUGCAGAAAUACUGUGGACGUCCAUACUUGCAAGGCCCCCAAGAAGGCAGAGUGGCUGGACCAGACCUGAACACACAGAUACCUCACUCAUCCCUCCAAUUCAAGCCUCUCAACUCAAAAGCACAAGAUCCUUGCAUGCACACCUUCCUCCACCCUCCACCCUGGGCUGCCUACCGCUUCUAUUUAAGGAUGUAGAGAGUAAUCCAUAGGGACCAUGGUGUCCUGGCUGGUUCCUUAGCCCUGGGAAGGAGUUGUCAGGGGAUAUAAGAAACUGAGCAAGCUCCCUGAUUUCCCGCUCUGGAGAUUUGAAGGGAGAGUAGAAGAGAUAGGGGGUCUUUAGAGUGAAAUGAGUUGCACUAAAGUACGUAGUUGAGGCUCCUUUUUUCUUUCCUUUGCACCAGCUUCCCGAUACUUCUUGGUGUGCAAGAGGAAGGGUACCUAUAGAGAGCUUCUUUUUGUUUCUACCUGGCCAAAGUUAGAUGGGACAAAGAUGAAUGGCAUGUCCCUUCUCUGAAGUCAGUUUGAGCAGAACUACCUGGUACCCCGAAAGAAAAUCUUAGGCUACCACAUUCUAUUAUUGAGAGCCUGAGAUGUUAGCCAUAGUGGACAAGGUUCCAUUCACAUGCUCAUGUGUUUAUAAACUGUGUUUUGUAGAAGAAAAAGAAUCAUAACAAUACAAACACACAUUCAUUCUCUCUUUUUCUCUCUACCACUCUCAACCUGUAUUGGACAGCACUGCCUCUUUUGCUUACUUGCUGCCUGUUCAAACUGAGGUGGAAUGCAGUGGUUCCCAUGCUUAACAAAUCAUUAAAACACCCUAGAACCCUCCUAGGAUAGAUUAAUGUAGUAA